Molecule: messenger RNA, 1791 nt
Organism: Arachis ipaensis
Lineage: Eukaryota; Viridiplantae; Streptophyta; Magnoliopsida; Fabales; Fabaceae
Source: RefSeq, a predicted model, not a curated record
AUGGCUAAUCUUGCGAAUACCAUGGAGGCGAAUGCUGCUGGGACUCUGCAAGUUGUACAGAGGUUAGGUCAACCAGCUGAAAACGGAAACAGUAAUGAAAAUGAGAAUAAUAAUUGGGAAGGAAACGGUAAUGACUUGGGAGGUGCUCCGAUGACCUUGGCUACAAUUUUCACGAUUUAUCUGCCAAGUUUCAGAGGUUUGACCAAUCCUACGGAAGCGGAUAAUUGGUUCCAGGCCAUGGAGCGUGAGUUACAAGCACAGCAUACAGCUUUUUACAAGAAGUAUUUUCCUGAAUCUGCAAGGGAAGCGAAGGAGUUGGAGCUUGUGCAGCUGAAGCAAGGCUCCUUGUCUGUGGCAAAUUACACUAGUCGAUUUGAGGAGCUUUGUAGGUUCUCUAGGAAUCGGGUUUUGUUGGAUUACUUUGAGCGAUCGAUUCAGUUUAUGUCGGAAGGAGAAAAUAGAGCAGUUGGAGCUGAGGGGUAUUACCUGAACUCUGUAAUGGUGAACUAUAGUAGGGAAGAGUGUCAAGGUUAUAUACUGUUGGCUGCAAAUGCAUUAGGUGGUAAUCAGGAGUUAGAUCAAAUCUCGGUAGUUAGAGACUUUCCAGAAGUAUUCCCGGAAGAUAUUCCUGAUUUUUCACCUCAAAGGGAGAUUGAAUUUGCAAUUGAAUUGGUGCCGGGAGUCGGACCACUGAACAAAGUGACUGUGAAAAGCAAGUACCCGUUGCCUAGGAUUGACGACUUGAUGGACCAAUUGCAAGGAGCUGGAGUAUUCUCAAAGAUUAACUUGAGGUCAGGUUAUCAUCAGAUAAGGGUGAAGGAGGAUGACAUUCCAAAAACUGCGUUUAGGAUGCGCUUUGGGGACUACGAGUUUACGGUGAUGUCCUUUGGGUUGACAAAUGCACCUGCUGUGUUCAUGGAUUACAUGAACAGAGAGCGGAAAUUGUAUGCUAAAUUAUCCAAAUGCGAGUUCUGGAAGGAGGAAGUGAAGUUCUUAAUAGCCGUAGAUCCUUUGAAAGUAGAGACGGUGAUGGAAUGGGAAAGAACAAUGACGGUGAUGGAGGUUAGGAGUUUCUUGGGCUUAGCCGGAUAUUACCGGAGAUUCAUUGAGGGAUUUUUCCGGAUUGCAUUACCAAUGACCAAGUUAACCCGGAAGAAGGUGCCAUUUGUGUGGAUGUCGGAGUGUGAGGAGAGUUUUCAAACCUUGAAACAAAAGUUAACUUCAGCACCUGUUUUAAUCUUACCGGAACCGCACGAACAGUUUGAAGUGUAUUGUGAUGCGUCAUUGAAAGGUUUGGGUUACGUGUUGAUGCAACACUGGAACGUGAUGGCUUACGCAUCGCGUCAGCUGAGACCACGUGAGGCAAAUGUUGUGGCAGACGCGUUGAGUCGGAAGUCUUUAACAAUAGCCUGGAUGAGAAUCAAGGAAGAGGAGUUGGUGGAUAAGUUUGUAGAUCUCAAGUUGGAUAUUGGUGAAGUUGCGAGAAAAGCUUAUUUGAAUCAGUUGCAAAUUUCAAAUCCCGAGUCGGUCGAGUUGAGGGAGAACUUGACGUUUCGAGUGACAUCGGUGCGUAUUGACGACACUAGUGUAAAAAAACUGCGAGGAAAGGAAGUUCAGUUGGUUAAAGUGGCAUGGAAGCGAGCCGGAGUGGAAGAGAAUACUUGGGAAUUGGAGGCCAAAAUGCGGAAGGAUUAUCCCGAGUUAUUCUCAGGGAUGGUGGUUAAUCCCGCCUGUCGAGGUAGUGGCGGUGGUGUAAGGACGGUAGUUAAUCCUGCUUACGUUGAGAUGUGA